This is a messenger RNA of Selaginella moellendorffii, 1487 nucleotides long. Its product is annotated as isoaspartyl dipeptidase. Gene Ontology annotation, molecular function: hydrolase activity, acting on carbon-nitrogen (but not peptide) bonds; beta-aspartyl-peptidase activity. The transcript has 7 exons. The record is from RefSeq and is a predicted model, not a curated record. The coding region runs from base 22 to 1350 and encodes 442 amino acids. NCBI's taxonomy places the organism in Eukaryota, Viridiplantae, Streptophyta, Lycopodiopsida, Selaginellales, Selaginellaceae.
UGCGCUAGGGUUCUCGGGACAAUGGCUGGACCUCUGAUUUUCUUGGAGCUAGCGCUGCUGGCGGCAUUCUUGCCGCUUAUGUCAUCUGGGACAUCGUGUAAGUCUCUCGAUCCGGGGAUUGUGGAGUGGGAUUUCGCGGUAGCGGGCCAGAUCGGCGGCGAGGAACGAGAAGCCACGAUGAUUCUGGUCAAGAAUGGAUUGGUGUACACGCCAGAGCCGAUUGGAAAGGCUCACAUUCUGCUAGGUGGAGGAUCCGUUCUAGCUGUGUUCUCGGAGCAGCAGUUUCCAUGGAUCAACCUCACAGGGAUUCCUCUUCUCGAGGUGAUCGAUGUGGAGGGCGACAUUGUCGUGCCAGGUUUGAUUGAUAUGCACGUCCAUAUCACUGGUGGUGGUGGAGAGAUGGGACCUUCCAGUAGAACUCCGGAAGCUGGGCUAGCAGAGAUUCUAGAAGCCGGCAUCACUACGCUUGUGGGAGUCCUAGGCACCGAUUGUGUGUCGAGAAGCCUUGAGAACUUAAGAACAAAGGCCAAAGCCUUGCAAGAGGAAGGAAUAACAGCGUAUAUGUGGAGUGGCUGCUAUAGAGUACCAUCUCCAACUUUGACAGGCAACUUAGUAAGAGAUCUUCAGCUUAUCAACGAAGUAAUUGGCGCCGGAGAAAUUGCCAUCAGCGAUCAUCGUGGCAGCUGGCCGAGCACCGAGGAACUUUUACACCUUGUUUCUGACGCAAGAGUUGGAGGGAUGCUCUCGGGAAAAGCUGGAAUUGUUCACUUUCACGUUGGCAGUGCUUCUUCGCUGCUCGACCCUCUUUGGUCUGUUUUCAACGCGAGUAGAGAAGCUAUACCUCUCACGCAGAUGAUCCCAACUCAUGUUUCUCAUCGGGGACCAGAACUAGUGAAGGCUGCGGAAGUGUGGGUAAAAGCUGGAGGCCUUGUCGACUUUACCUCCGAUCAAGAAGGCGAGACUGCAUCUUAUGACGCUCUUAAAGACUGGGCGGACAGAGAUGUGCCUACCACUGCUGUUUCCAUUUCUUCUGACGCAUUUGGUUCUCUUCCAGUCUUUGACAGCAAAGGCAACCUUGUCAAGUAUGCGGUUGCCUCGCCUCUUGCAAAUCUAAACACAAUCAGGAGGCUAAUUCGAGAAGCCGAGUGGAAAGUUGAAAAUGCCAUCUCGUUAAGCACAAAGAAUCCAGCCAAGUUUCUUUCACUUUCUCACAAAGGUCAUUUAAGUCCUGGAAGCGACGGAGACGUUCUAGUGCUGGAUCAAAGCAGUCUGGACGUUAAGUAUGUAAUCGCGAAAGGAAGGCUACUACGCACCCCGAGCUGGACGAAAAAGGGACUUUUUGAGCAUUGAUAUGUUCACAGCCUUCCAAAAGGCAGAGAAAUCAGAUACAGCUUCUUAAGGAACUGCUCCUGAUCGAAGUAAACUUCAACACUCGUGAGCUUGAGCUCGCUAUUCACAGUAGCAACAGCAACUCCGAUGAUCUCGAC